Messenger RNA from Megalops cyprinoides (Indo-Pacific tarpon), 2595 nucleotides. Its product is annotated as fibronectin type III and SPRY domain-containing protein 1-like. NCBI's taxonomy places the organism in Eukaryota, Metazoa, Chordata, Actinopteri, Elopiformes, Megalopidae. Bases 134 to 1615 code for a protein of 493 amino acids. The transcript has 13 exons. The record is from RefSeq and is a predicted model, not a curated record. Gene Ontology annotation, molecular function: protein binding.
UCUCUACAGGAGGGAUGCUGCUCUCGCCGGCGACAGCAUCAGUACCAGUUGGCCUGAUCGUGUGGUGGAUAGCCCGGGCGGACGGAAGAAACGACAAAACCCAUUCGAUCAUCCGGAUCUGCGGUCCGGCGUUAUGGGGGAUCAGAAGGAGUCUCUGCGUAAGAUCUGCACCACGCUGGCGCUGAAGAAUGAGGAAAUCCAGGACUUUAUCUGCUGCCUCAAACAGAGCCUGCAAAACCUGGAGUCCAACUCCAGCCGUGUGCUGGAGGAUCUGGAGGCAGAGUUUAGCUCUCUGUACUCAGUGCUGGAUGAGCUGAAGGAGGACAUGGUCACACGGAUCAAGCAGGAGAGAGCCAGCCGCACAUAUGAGCUGCAGAAUCAACUGAGCGCGUGCACCAAAGCCCUGGAGAGUUCAGAAGAGCUGCUGGAGCUGGCCAAUCAGACGCUGUGCUCCUCAGAGCCAGAUGGCUUCAAUCAAGCGGCCAAAGAGAUAAAGCAUAGUGUGACGAUGGCCCCCGCAUUCCGCCUGUCCCUCAAGGCCAAGGUCAGCGACAACAUGAGUCACAUGAUGGUAGACUUCACCCAGGAGAGGAACAUGCUGCUGGCUCUCAAGUUCCUGCCAGUCCCUGCCACUCCGGAUAUUCUGGAGUCAGAAUGCCAGGUGUGUGACAACACUGUGACAGUGGUGUGGACGCUGCUGGAACCCGACAGCAAAAUCGACCACUACAUCCUGGAGUACCGCCGCUCGAACCACGAGGGCCCGCCCCGGGUGCGGGAGGAGCACCCCUGGAUGGUAGUGGAAGGCGUUCGCCAGACGGAGUACACUCUCACAGGGCUUCGCUUUGACACACGCUACAUGACGUUUCGCGUGAAGGCAUGCAACAAGGCUGUGGCGGGAGAGUUCUCUGAACCCGUAACCCUGGAAACAAACGCCUUUGUCUUCAAACUGGACUCGGGUUCCGCCCACCAGAACUUGCGCGUGGAGGACACCAGCGUGGAGUGGGACGGCACUGGGGGGAAGGUGCAGGAAAUUCGCAGGGACAAGAACAGAACCAACUCGCCCCUGCACUCCCCAGCAAGAAGCGCAAUGAUGUCCCCGAAGAGAAUGCCCUCAGGUCGAGUUGGGCGUGACCGCUUUGCAGCCGAGUCCUACACCGUGCUGGGUGACACGGUGAUCGACGCGGGUCAGCACUACUGGGAGGUGUGGUUCGACAAAGAGAGCAAAGCGUUCGGGGCGGGCGUGGCCCUGCGCUCCCUGGGCCGCUUCGACCAGCUGGGGAAGAGCGCCUCCUCCUGGUGCAUCCACCUGAACAACUGGCUACAGCAGAGCUUCAGCGCCAAGCACAACAACAAGGCCCGCUCGCUGGACUGCGCCAUCCCCGACCGCAUCGGGGUGUACUGCAACUACGAGGAGGGAGUUUUGUCCUUCUACAACGCCAGAACCAAGCAGCUGAUCCACACCUUCAGGGCCAAGUUUACACAGCCAGUCCUGCCUGCUUUCAUGGUGUGGAAUGGUAGCUUCUCAGUGCAGACGGGUCUGCAGGUUCCCAGCCUGGUUCAGUGUGGCCAGAAGAGAAACAGUGGGACCAGCAGCUCCAGCGCCAGCCUCACUUAGAACCGGGCCCCUGCCAGGGCCACUGCAGCGUCGAUACCUGACUAGGCCUGGUGCUGUCAGAAGCACGCGCUGAUCCCAGUUCAGCCCGACCUGGUCCGGGCUGUAGUCUCUCCACGUCUUCCACUGAUCCAGGACACUUUAACACACCCCUGUCUCCAUUCCCCCCUCCUCUGCCCGGACCGCAGUCCAAGAACCUCCAUCAGAACCUCAUCAGAACCUCACAAUGCUAAUGCAUCUGUAAAUAGGAACCAGUUUCCAUGUUCAAAUUAUAUACCAGGGUGCUGUUGUACUGGUUACUACAGAUUUACAUGUUUAAACUUCAUAAAUUAAACGCUAAGCACAAAAGCCUGCUUGAAUUUUAUCCAGAUCCAGAGGAAACAGUAAUUAAGAGAGUAGAAGUAUAUUAGUCUCUGAACCAGCAGCCGCGCUUCGCUUUUGACAGAUGGUGCAUCAUAUAGCAUUGUCAGCAUCAGUGACACUACACAGGAGACUGAUUUCAGAUCAGCCGUUUGAGUCUGGGGAUACCGCUGUGACACGAUGGUUUUGGUGGAGCUGGGCAGGAUUCUGCACUGCACUGCAUGCAAAGUAGAAGUCCAGUGUUAGAGGUGCUAGAGUAUUGCUCUUGUAAGGCGAGGUCACAGCUUCAGUACACUGUAACACACCGAUGGCGGGGGCUGGGGUCGAAAUCUGUUUGUUCACAUAAGCUUUCACCUGCGAGCACACCAGUUCCGCUUUGCUAUCCGUUUAGAAUUCAGUGUUAGCGUGCCAUUGUGUUGAGCUACACACAUAACUGGGUUGAAUGGCCAGCGAGGGUUAGUGCAUUAUUCAGUAUUUUAAUAAUAUAUUUCACAAUGCUUCCAGCUGAGAAUUUCAAACUGAAUUUGUAUUAUGGUGAAAAAAAAAACUUGUAUAACCUUGUAAAUGCUUUAAUUUUCCACUCUGUCUCUAUCCCUCCGUGUCAAUAAAGGACAUGACCUCAA